AUGGCUACUUCCUGUGAAUCGACCGUUUUGAAACCUGAUGGGAAGUUAAAUUCACAUGUGAAAAUUCCAAUAGCCCAUCCAAGGUCUUCAUCGACUAUCAGAUUCGACCCUCCAAAGACCCAUGACAUGGUAAGAUCAUUGUUCGAUCCAACUUUGAAGAAGUCUUUCCUAGAAUGCUGUAUCACCGCUACCAUUAUCGGUAACGUUAUUCUUUGCUACUAUGCUUAUCAGCAUCUCGGUGCUAAUACCACGAAAAUUAUCUUCUUGAGUCAGUACAUAUUUUGGAGAUUGUCCUACAACUUGGGUAUCGGUAUAGUAUUGCAUUACCAAUCCCAUUAUGAAUCUUUGACAAAUUUCGCCAAGAAACAUACUUUGUUUGAUAAAAAGGCGAACAACCUUUUGUCAAGAUUUGUUAAGUUCGAGAUCAGUGCAAAAUACCAAAAAGGCGACUCUUUGUACCGUUACCCAGAAGAAUGGAACACUUGGCUCUUGUUCAGACAGUUUGUCGAUUUAAUCUUAAUGCAAGAUUUUACCACUUACAUGCUUUACGUUGUGAUUUCUUUACCUCAUAACGAUAUUCUCAACAAUAUCACUAGCUUCAAUUCUAUUGGUAUCAGAGUUUGGCUCGGUGUUUUAAUGGUCCUUUUCAAUAUUUGGGUCAAAAUCGACGCACAUUCAGUGGUUAAAGAUUAUGCUUGGUACUGGGGUGAUUUCUUCUUUUUGCAAGACGCAAACCUUGUCUUUGAUGGUGUUUUCAACGUUUUCCCACAUCCCAUGUAUUCUAUCGGUUACAUUGGCUACUAUGGGUUGAGUUUAAUCUCCGGCGAUCAUCAUGUUCUUUUCGUUUCCAUUCUUGGUCACUGUUUGCAAUUCUUGUUUUUGAAGUAUGUGGAAACUCCUCAUAUCGAACGCAUCUAUGGAUCUGAUUCAUCCGACGAAGAGGAAUCAAUUGAUGAUAAGAUGGUCAAACAAUUAGAUAACUAUUCCAAGCCAUUAGUCACAACAUUCUUGGGUUUCAAAAACUUUGACAAGUUUAAACCAACUGAUUAUAUCACUUUAAUCACCGUGGCAUCAAUUGUUAUUGGGUGCACAAUUUUAAACCCAAGCUUUGUCACUUUAUCCAAAAUUGCGUUGACCACUAAGAUUGUGUCAUCUGUUAUCAAUAUGACUAUAUUAUACAAGCAAUCGAAUAGCAAAUGGUUCACCUCAUUAUACUUGAAGAAUGGAUACAAUGAAAUUUAUGCUUAUCAAAUGUGGCAGUUUAUCUACAAUUUACACAGCACUAUCAAUUAUAUUCUUUUGGUAUUGCAAUGCUACUACCAUUUUGUCAAAUGUGACUCAGGUAGUUACAAUACAAUAACCUUUGGGUUGUUGUUGUUGGCUAUUCAAAUUUGGUGCAACACUGAGAUCUUCCAUAGUAUUAAAGAAUUUGGCUGGUUUUAUGGUGAUUUCUUCCUACCUAAUUUAAUUGACAAAAGGAAAUUGAAGAACGAUGGUAUUUAUAGAUACUUGAAUAAUCCUGAGCGUGUGUUUGGUGUUGCAGGUAUCUGGGGGACCGUCUUAAUUAACAAUUUUUCAAAUUGGAAUCUCUGGUUAGCCACUACAUGGACGAUGUUCAAUUGGUUCACUGUUAAAUUCAUCGAAACACCACAUUUGUUAAAGGUUUAUGGAACCAAACCAACAUCUAGUGGUUUCGAAAAGACUUUGACCAAGUACAAAUUUGGUAAGGAUUUCAAGAGUUUAAUCGAUAAAGUUGAUCAAUUGCUCGAUGAUUAUUUAUUCACUAGUCUAGUGCCAAAACAAAGCGUUGCUGAAGCAGAUCGUGAGGGAGAUUGGGAAUCGAUUAUCAAUAUGCUUUUGAUUAGAGAGCAAACGGUGAAAAAUUUGCAAGGCACCGGCCACUUUAACUUGGAUAUCGUCAACAUCAAUGACGAAAAUACGAUUCGGAUUCCAGAAGAAAUCGAAAUCAAAUGGGCCGUUACCAAUGAAGCUUUCCACAAAGAUGACUGGAUUGGACUUUACAAAGUCGUUGAAACUGGUGAAGAUAGAUUAACUACAAAGAUACCAUCUCAAGGACAUUGGUCGGCGGUAUCUUCGAGCUCUUCAUAUUCUGAAGAUCAUCAGAAGAUUUUGCAUUUCGAUUCAAAUGACCAUUUCACUUAUGGAUCUAUAAAAUUCGAUAAGAGUAUCCUUUGCUUUGAAGAAGGUAUUUAUGAAUUUAGAUACCACAGUGCUAACAGUCACGAUGUUGUUAUGAUCUCGAAACCUUUCAAGUUAUUAUUCCCUCAAUUUAAAGAAACUGUAAAAGACGUGGACCAAUUAAUUGCUACCACGAAGCAGUUCUUGAAACAAUGUGGUGUUCUAAUCAAUGAUAAUAAAUUUGAUUUGAAUAGGAACAAAUAUUUCACUGGGAAAACAUUACAAAACUGGUAUAAGUCUACUAUGGACACCGAUGUUUCCGUUGUUUACAUGAAACGUACCAAUUUUGAUAUCGAUAUUAUCACCAAAAAAGUAUGGCAAAUCAAGCAAGUGUUAGAUAACUUGGAAUAA
Messenger RNA from Kluyveromyces lactis, 2550 nucleotides. RefSeq names its product phosphatidylethanolamine N-methyltransferase (gene CHO2). The transcript has a single exon. Gene Ontology annotation, biological process: phosphatidylcholine biosynthetic process. NCBI's taxonomy places the organism in Eukaryota, Fungi, Ascomycota, Saccharomycetes, Saccharomycetales, Saccharomycetaceae. The record is from RefSeq and is a predicted model, not a curated record. Gene Ontology annotation, molecular function: phosphatidylethanolamine N-methyltransferase activity. The coding region runs from base 1 to 2550 and encodes 849 amino acids.